Messenger RNA from Periophthalmus magnuspinnatus, 2780 nucleotides. RefSeq names its product potassium inwardly rectifying channel subfamily J member 11, like (gene kcnj11l). Gene Ontology annotation, biological process: potassium ion import across plasma membrane; regulation of monoatomic ion transmembrane transport. The transcript has 7 exons. The record is from RefSeq and is a predicted model, not a curated record. The coding region runs from base 113 to 1492 and encodes 459 amino acids. Gene Ontology annotation, cellular component: plasma membrane. Gene Ontology annotation, molecular function: inward rectifier potassium channel activity. NCBI's taxonomy places the organism in Eukaryota, Metazoa, Chordata, Actinopteri, Gobiiformes, Gobiidae.
GCUAAAACUGCAGAUGGAUGAUACGAUGAACUCCAGACCAAAUUUCACAUAAAACACCACUAUCUGUCUUCAUCAAACGUCACUGAAAAAGUGGUGAAGCAGCAGUAGCACCAUGUUGGCCCGCAAAGGUCUGCUGCCAGAUGGGUUCCUGUUGACCCGUUUGGCAGAGGAUCAGAACCAACUGAAGACUAGCCGGACCCGAGCCCAGAGAGCGCGCUUCAUCACCAAGACAGGCUCCUGCAAUGUGGCACACAGAAACAUCAGGGAGCAGGGCCGUUUCUUGCAGGAUGUGUUCACGACGAUGGUGGAUCUGAAAUGGCAGCACUCACUCCUCAUUUUCACCUCAGCGUUCCUCUGCUCUUGGAUGCUCUUUGCAAUGGUUUGGUGGCUUUUGGCAUUUGCUCACGGAGAUCUGGAACCACGCGAUCCUAACGGAGAGCCCGGCCCAGUGCCCUGUGUCACCGCUAUCCACUCAUUCACCUCUGCUUUCCUUUUCUCCAUAGAGGUCCAGGUAACAAUUGGGUUCGGUGGGCGCAUGGUGACAGAGGAGUGUCCGAUGGCGAUCACUGUCCUCAUCAUUCAGAACAUCCUGGGCCUGAUCAUAAACGCGGUGAUGCUUGGAUGUGUUUUCAUGAAGACGGCACAGGCCAACCGUCGAGCAGAGACGCUUAUCUUCUCCAGAAAUGCCGUGAUCGCUCCUCGAAACGGACGGCCCACCUUCAUGUUCAGAGUGGGAGACCUAAGGAAGAGUAUGAUCAUCUCUGCCACUAUUCAACUGCAGGUGAUUCGGCGCACAGUGACAGCUGAGGGAGAGGUGAUCCCCGUGUGCCAGCUGGACAUCCAAGUGGAGAACCCUCUGAGGUCCAAUGGGAUCUUCCUGGUGUCUCCUCUGAUCAUCAGCCACACCAUCGACCGUGGCAGCCCCCUCUACGAGAUGUCCGCCCUCAGCCUGGCCGCAGAGGACCUAGAGAUCAUCGUCAUAUUGGAAGGAGUGGUGGAGACGACUGGGAUCACCAUGCAGGCCCGCACCUCCUACACUCCCGAUGAGAUCCUGUGGGGGCGCCGUUUUGUCUCCAUCAUCACAGAAGAAGACGGGCGGUACUGCGUGGAUUACUCUAAAUUUGGGAACACAGUGCCCAUCCGAAUGCCCUCGCUGAGCGCCAAAGAGCUGGACCAGACCCGAGGGAUACAGGACAGUGCCAACGACACGCAUCUACAGGGCUGGGGUUUGGUGCGAGCAGGCAGAGGCGGGUUCAGGAGAGGCAGAGGUGGAGGAGAGAGCAUGCAGCCCUGGUAUGCUCCGGUGCAGCCCCAAGUACAAACUACACACUCUGAACACAUGCAUGGCAUUCUGAAGGACCACCAGCAGGCCGCGCUAUCUGUUCCGAAGGAGGGGGAGCCAGGGGAGCGGAGAGGGCAGAAGAAGACGGUGACGCUGGAAGUGAUUGGACGACAAAUGGAAGAGGACUCACUCGGAGAAAUCAGCGACUAAAUCAGGAUUAAAACUGGACCUAAACCAGGUCUAAGCAAGAACUAUAAGCAGGAUCAAACCAGGACUAUAUCAGGACUAAGCAAGGAAUCCAUUAACAAUAAACAAGGACUAAUCCGGGGCUAAAACUGGAUUGAACCUCGGCUAAACAGGACUAAGUAAGGACUGUACCAAAGCAGGAUAAAACCAGGACUGUAUUGGGACUAGAUUAAAGAAUAAACGAGAACUAAUUUGAGACUACACCAGAUCAAAAAUAUAACAGAACCAGGACUAAACCAGGACUAAACUAGGUCUAAGUAAGGCCGAUAAGCAGGACUAUACAAGUAUUAAAGUAGACACUGACUAAAAGAAUACACCAGUACUAGACAUGGACUAAGACAGAAUUUAACCAGGACCAUGUGAGCAAAGACUGUAAAAAACUAAACCAGCAGCUGGUUGUCCAAAAAUGGACCAUAACAGGACUUAAUCAGGCCUGAACCAGACCUGCGUUUUAUAGCCAUAUACCUCCUGUGUAUAGUAUUUAUGUGUCAUUCUCCUCUUCCUCUAAAAGUGCAUAUGGCAUCUUGCCCAGCUUUUACAUUUUUUUUCAAAUUGUGGUGACAUUAUAAUUUUAUUUCCUGGUUUUACAUGGGCAGCAGAUAUGGCACAUGAAGAGACACUUCCAGUUCUGUUACCUAGCAACAAGAUAAGGGCCAAAAAGUAAACUAUUAACUAAACUAACUACUGUCUAAAUUGAACAAUAGUUAUGAUUAGACAAAUAAAAAUAAAUGACAACACCUUUACUUUGUUAGGUGAAGGGUCAAACUGUCUGAAAAAAUACAAAAUGUAUUUAAACAGCAGAUUUUCUGGUCAGACUGUGUUAGCACCACAUCCCCCAGUGAUGAGAUCAUCUGCAAAGUUUCAACUGUUGACAUAGCUGACAUAACUGCCACUUAACUGAUGUAAAACUAUGAUAAAUAUUUUCCACAGGUACUAUCCCAGCAAAUCAAGAAAUAAUUAGAAAAACUUGAAAAUGUGGCAUAUGCCUUUUAAACCUCUUAAAACUGUUUUAAGUGUUUCCUGCGUCGUUGUCUUGUCUUAAAUGUACUGGUGAACUUUGAGUCACAUUUAUAUAUUUUUGUGUGUUCUAAUACUUAAACUUUCCAAAGCACAGUCUGUUAAUUAUGUUUAUUGUAUAAAUGUAACAGCACAACUGACUAAACCAACACCACAAAACACUGACUUAUGCUUCCCACUAUUAUGAAUGUCUGUGUAGAAAGUGAAAUAUAUUAAAUAUUUUGUAAGAACAUGU